CAUCAGAAUUACUGUUAGAAAUAUAUAGUUUGGGCAUAUCUAUCGCUUAUAGAUUAAGUUACCAACUUACUAUAAGUUAUCUAGCUCUCACCUUUUAUAUUCAUUCCCCCAAGUCAAACAUAUCCAUGGCAAGGGAUCGAAGUUCUGUAUUCAGCUUUCGAUAUUUCUGCUACCUCAUUAUCAUCUUUUCCAUUUGCUCUAUCAUGUUAUAUCCCUCUUGGAAUCAUUGCUGCAGCCAGUGUUAUUCACCUUACCAAAUGAUAGUACCAAAGAAAAACCAACCAAUUAACCUCCUUUCAUACCCUUUUGCUUGGAACCACCUUAACUUUCCCUCAGAUCCACCUGCAAAGUUUCUUAAGAUUGCACUUUUUGUGAGGAAAUGGCCACAGAGAUCUCAUGCUGGGGGGCUUGAACGCCAUGCUCAGACACUCCACCUAGCCCUUGCCAAAAGAGGUCAUGAACUUCACAUUUUCACUUCUUCAGAUCCCUCUUUCUCGAACCAUUCAAUAUUGGUGGACAACUUGCAUUUUCACUUCUCCAAGCCAACACCAGCUGGUUACCUUGACCAAGCUUUAAUCUGGGAGCAGUUUCAAGGACAGAACUCAACAGGUAAACCAUUUGACAUUGUGCACACCGAGAGUGUUGGACUUAGGCAUACCCGAUCUCGAUUUGUAGCUAAUCUGGCUGUAUCUUGGCAUGGGAUUGCAUAUGAGACCAUUCAUUCUGACAUCAUUCAAGAGCUUCUAAGAACACCCCAGGAACCAGAGUCAAAUGCUGCAGCAGUGCUGAAAGAAAGAGCUAUGAAUAAGGUUGUUGAAGAGGUCAAGUUCUUUCCGAGAUAUGCGCAUCAUGUUGCAACUAGUGAUCACGCUGGGGAUAUCCUAAAGAGGGUGUACAUGAUUCCAGAAGAAAGGGUCCAUAUCAUUCUUAAUGGUGUAGACCAACAAGUUUUCAAGCCAGAUGUUUCCAAGGGAAAGGAGUUCAAGCAGAGGCAUGGAAUUCCAGAUUCUAAGUCAUUUGUCAUAGGUUUGGCAGGGAGGUUGGUCAGGGACAAGGGGCACCCGUUGAUGUUUGAAGCUUUGAAGCAGUUAAUUGCAGAAAAUAGCACAUUCCAAGAGAGUAGCAUGGUUUUGGUUGCUGGAGAUGGCCCUUGGGCUGCAAGAUACAGAGAACUUGGGGCUAAUAAUAUAUUCGUUUUGGGACCCCUUGAACAAGCUGAACUGGCCUCAUUUUACAAUGCUAUUGAUAUUUUUGUAAACCCCACUUUGCGAGCACAAGGUUUAGAUCACACUCUGUUGGAAGCCAUGCUAAGUGGUAAGCCAGUAAUGGGUACAAGGCUUGCUAGCAUUUCAGGGUCUGUAAUUGUUAGCACUGAGAUGGGUUAUACAUUUUCACCAACAGUGAGUGCUCUUAAGAAGGCCAUGUAUGAGUUAUGGAUUGGUGGCAGGGAUGUUCUGUACAAGAAAGGUCAAGUUGCUAGACAGAGAGGCUUGCAAUUGUUUACAGCUACAAAGAUGGUAGCCUCUUAUGAAAGACUUUUUCUUUGCAUAUCAAGUGCAAAGCAUGAAGAGCAGUUCUGUAAAUACCAACCUUCGAUUUAAUUUUGUGAAGGUUGGUAAUUUACAUACUCGCAGGGAAUGGUCGAGUGAAGCAUAACCUCAUAUAUAACUCAAACGUUGCAGUUUCUAGCCUUCCCUAACGCUUUUGUGAAGUGAGGAAAAUGUAUUUGAGUGAUUAGCCACCAUCCCUCACUUUAAUUUUUUUUUAUCUAACAAAUAUUAAAUUAAUUGCAGCAAAAAAAAAGGGGGCUUAGCGUGUAGUUUUAGCAAGUGUUGUUUGAAUUCAAACAAAUUUAACAUUAUAUUAAGUCAUUAAGUAAGUAGUCCACAUGCUUUCACAAUAUCUUAAUUCUUAAGCUAGUUCACAGUUUAGCACCUAGGAAACUUGCAAAAACCAUGUAUGUUAUACGUUUGGGGAAUAUAACUACUUGUAUGGUA
Molecule: messenger RNA, 1997 nt
Organism: Lotus japonicus
Lineage: Eukaryota; Viridiplantae; Streptophyta; Magnoliopsida; Fabales; Fabaceae
Exons: 2
Coding region: 126-1601 (491 amino acids)
Source: RefSeq, a predicted model, not a curated record